Molecule: messenger RNA, 2701 nt
Organism: Poecilia latipinna (sailfin molly)
Lineage: Eukaryota; Metazoa; Chordata; Actinopteri; Cyprinodontiformes; Poeciliidae
Gene: vcp
Product: valosin containing protein
Exons: 17
Coding region: 135-2555 (806 amino acids)
Biological process (GO): retrograde protein transport, ER to cytosol; autophagosome maturation; mitotic spindle disassembly
Cellular component (GO): cytosol; nucleus; VCP-NPL4-UFD1 AAA ATPase complex
Molecular function (GO): ATP hydrolysis activity; ATP binding; polyubiquitin modification-dependent protein binding
Source: RefSeq, a predicted model, not a curated record
CGUAAAGAAGGCAAAGGAAACUGCUGCUCUUUCGUGUGAAUGCACAGGGAACGUCUAGUAGCGAAACCGGUUCAGCUCAUUUAACAUUUAGCUAGAAUUUCUAUAUUUAUUACCAGUAAACCAGGUGGACGACCAUGGCUUCGGGAGGGGAAUCCAAAAAUGAUGACCUACAAACUGCUAUUCUGAAGCAAAAGAGCAGACCCAACAGACUGAUUGUUGAUGAAUCCAUCAAUGAAGACAACAGCGUGGUCUCUCUUUCUCAGGCCAAGAUGGACGAACUGCAGCUCUUCCGUGGCGACACAGUUCUGAUGAAGGGGAAGAAGAGGCGGGAGACGGUGUGCAUCGUGCUCUCAGAUGACACCUGCUCCGACGAGAAGGUCCGGAUGAACAGGGUGGUCCGCAACAACCUGAGGGUCCGUCUUGGUGACGUCAUCAGCAUUCAGCCUUGUCCUGAUGUGAAGUACGGAAAGAGGAUUCAUGUCCUCCCUAUAGACGACACCGUGGAGGGAAUCACUGGCAACCUGUUUGAAGUCUACCUGAAGCCAUACUUUCUGGAGGCUUACAGACCGAUCCGCAAAGGUGAUAUUUUCCUGGUCAGAGGUGGCAUGAGAGCCGUGGAGUUCAAGGUAGUGGAGACCGAUCCAUCCCCCUACUGCAUAGUUGCUCCCGACACAGUCAUUCACUGCGAGGGUGAGCCGAUCAGGAGAGAGGAUGAGGAGGAGUCCCUGAAUGAAGUGGGCUAUGAUGACAUUGGAGGAGUUAGGAAGCAGUUGGCUCAGAUCAAAGAGAUGGUGGAGCUGCCUCUCAGACAUCCUGCACUGUUCAAGGCCAUUGGAGUCAAGCCCCCACGUGGCAUUCUGCUAUAUGGACCACCUGGAACUGGAAAAACCUUGAUUGCCAGGGCUGUGGCCAACGAAACAGGAGCUUUCUUUUUCCUAAUCAACGGCCCUGAGAUCAUGAGUAAGCUGGCUGGAGAGAGUGAGAGUAACCUGAGAAAGGCCUUUGAGGAAGCAGAGAAGAAUGCUCCUGCCAUCAUCUUUAUUGAUGAACUUGAUGCAAUUGCUCCAAAGAGAGAGAAGACUCAUGGAGAGGUGGAGAGGCGCAUAGUUUCCCAGCUGCUGACUCUUAUGGACGGCCUGAAACAGAGAGCUCAUGUGAUCGUCAUGGCAGCCACCAACAGACCCAACAGCAUUGAUCCAGCUCUCAGGAGAUUUGGACGCUUUGACAGAGAAGUGGACAUUGGCAUUCCUGAUGCGACCGGCAGGUUGGAGAUUCUGCAGAUUCACACCAAGAACAUGAAACUAGCCGACGAUGUUGACUUGGAACAGGUGGCCAAUGAGACCCACGGCCACGUCGGUGCGGAUCUGGCGGCUCUCUGCUCCGAGGCUGCCCUGCAGGCCAUUAGGAAGAAGAUGGACCUGAUCGACCUGGAGGACGAGACUAUUGAUGCUGAAGUCAUGAAUUCUCUUGCCGUUACCAUGGACGACUUCAAGUGGGCUCUGAGCCAGAGCAACCCAUCAGCUCUGAGGGAGACGGUUGUUGAGGUUCCCAAUAUCACCUGGGACGAUAUUGGAGGUCUGGAAGAUGUCAAGAGAGAGCUGCAGGAGCUGGUGCAGUACCCUGUGGAGCAUCCAGACAAGUUCCUGAAGUUUGGCAUGACCCCAUCCAAGGGUGUGCUUUUCUACGGUCCUCCUGGUUGUGGUAAGACUCUGCUGGCCAAAGCCAUUGCCAAUGAGUGCCAGGCAAACUUCAUCUCCAUCAAAGGACCUGAACUGCUCACCAUGUGGUUUGGAGAAUCUGAGGCUAAUGUCAGAGAGAUCUUCGACAAGGCUCGUCAGGCUGCUCCGUGUGUCCUCUUCUUCGACGAGUUGGACUCCAUAGCUAAGGCUCGCGGCGGCAACGUUGGCGACGGCGGCGGAGCUGCGGACCGUGUGAUCAACCAGAUCCUGACCGAGAUGGACGGCAUGUCGAGCAAGAAGAACGUCUUCAUCAUCGGCGCCACCAACAGACCAGACAUCAUCGACCCGGCCAUCCUGAGACCUGGCCGUCUGGAUCAGCUCAUCUACAUCCCCCUGCCAGACGAGAAGAGCAGGAUCAGCAUCCUGAAGGCCAACCUGCGCAAGAGUCCCAUCAGCAAGGAUGUGGACUUGGACUUCUUGGCUAAGAUGACCAACGGCUUCUCCGGCGCUGAUCUCACAGAGAUCUGCCAGCGGGCCUGUAAGCUCGCCAUCCGAGAGAGCAUCGAGAACGAGAUCCGCAGAGAACGGGAGAGGCAGACGAACCCAUCGGCCAUGGAGGUAGAAGAGGACGACCCCGUGCCAGAGAUCAGGAAGGACCACUUUGAAGAAGCGAUGCGGUUUGCCCGUCGCUCUGUCAGCGACAACGACAUCCGCAAAUACGAGAUGUUUGCUCAGACACUGCAGCAGAGCCGAGGCUUUGGCAGCUUCAGGUUUCCCUCCAGCGCUGCAGGAGGCAGCGGUCCAAGUCACAGCUCUGGUGGAACUGGUAGUGGUCCAGUGUUCAACGAAGAUAAUGACGAUGAUCUUUAUGGAUAAAUGCCUACUGCCCCACAGUGGUUGGUCCUGGGAUCACACCUGUACAAAUUCUCACCAGAUUCCACAUUUUUAGGACUUUGUGCUUCUUUCAUGUGUUCCCUUUCUUUUUUUUCUUUUUUUUUUUCUUUUUUUGUCUUUAUUUUGUA